This is a messenger RNA of Episyrphus balteatus (marmalade hoverfly), 1048 nucleotides long. RefSeq names its product cyclin-C (gene CycC). The record is from RefSeq and is a predicted model, not a curated record. The coding region runs from base 177 to 980 and encodes 267 amino acids. Gene Ontology annotation, molecular function: cyclin-dependent protein serine/threonine kinase regulator activity. Gene Ontology annotation, cellular component: nucleus; mediator complex. Gene Ontology annotation, biological process: positive regulation of transcription by RNA polymerase II. Lineage: Eukaryota; Metazoa; Arthropoda; Insecta; Diptera; Syrphidae. The transcript is spliced from 2 exons.
ACGUUUAACCUUUCUUCUGAAUACUUUCAUUAUUGUUCCAAGUUUCUUUUUUCCACCGAAAUAAACUAAAAAAAAAUUUCUUAAGAAAAAUAAACAAAUUUCCAACGCAUCUAUCAGUAUUAAACAAUAUCGAACAAAAUUUAAUAAAAUAAUAAAAAAAAAACACUAAUUAAAUAAUGGCUGGAAAUUUUUGGCAAAGUUCUCACGCUCAACAAUGGAUACUAGACAGACAAGACCUAGCCCGAGAACGUCAACACGACCUACAAUCUCUCACCGAAGAUGAAUACCAAAAAAUAUUUAUAUUUUUUGCCAACAUUAUUCAAGUGCUAGGAGAACAAUUAAAACUUCGUCAGCAGGUCAUUGCCACUGCCACUGUCUACUUUAAACGAUUCUAUGCAAGAAAUUCAUUAAAAAACAUAGAUCCUUUGUUACUUGCGCCCACUUGCAUUCUACUUGCCUCCAAAGUAGAAGAAUUUGGAGUAAUUUCCAACUCGAGAUUAAUAUCAAUCUGCCAAUCAGUAAUUAAGACAAAAUUCAAUUAUGCUUAUGCCCAGGAAUUCCCCUACAGAAUCAAUCACAUUCUGGAGUGUGAAUUUUAUCUAUUAGAGAAUUUAGACUGCUGUUUGAUUGUUUAUCAACCAUACAGACCGCUGUUGCAGUUGGUUCAAGAUAUUGGUGGGCAGGAAGAUAAUUUCUUGACGCUAGCUUGGCGAAUUAUAAAUGAUUCUUUGAGGACAGAUGUUUGUUUGUUGUAUCCACCAUAUCAAAUUGCGAUUGGAUGCCUACAAAUUGCUUGUGUUAUUCUACAAAAAGACUUAAAAUCAUGGUUUGCCGAAUUGAAUGUAGAUUUAGACAAAGUACAGGAAAUUGUACGUUCUAUAGUAAAUUUGUUUGAAUUGUGGAAGGAUUGGAAGGAAAAGGAUGAAAUACAGGCUUUGCUGGCUAAAAUUCCCAAACCUAAACCUGCUCCUCAACGGUAAAUAAAUCAAUAAAUUGUAUGUUUUCAUAAGAAAAUAGGUACUAUUAAAGAAAAUUACAAAAAAGAGUA